Messenger RNA from Penicillium brevicompactum, 1308 nucleotides. Its product is annotated as acyl-CoA dehydrogenase. NCBI's taxonomy places the organism in Eukaryota, Fungi, Ascomycota, Eurotiomycetes, Eurotiales, Aspergillaceae. The record is from RefSeq and is a predicted model, not a curated record. Gene Ontology annotation, cellular component: mitochondrion. The coding region runs from base 1 to 1308 and encodes 435 amino acids. Gene Ontology annotation, molecular function: flavin adenine dinucleotide binding; acyl-CoA dehydrogenase activity. The transcript has 3 exons.
AUGGCUUCUAUUAUUCGCGCGUUGCGGCCUUUGUCGCGUACCCCCUCAGUCCGCUUGGCGGGCAAGCGGCUAGCUCCCGGCCGACCCAUCCAAAGUGCUUAUGCCUUCUCUACUACCCCCCUCCGACGGGACGCCGACGCCGAGCUCACACCCACACCCAUCACCCUUUUGUCCGACACGGAAUCCAUGAUGUCCGAGAUGGUCUCAAAGUUCGCACAGGAGCAAAUCGGCCCCAAGGUACGGGACAUGGAUGAAGCUGAGACCAUGGAUACAAAGAUUGUGGAGCAGCUCUUCGAGCAGGGUAUUAUGGGUAUCGAGGUCCCUGAGGAGUACGGCGGUGCCGGCAUGAACUUCACCGCGGCCAUCGUCGCGAUUGAGGAGCUUGCACGCGUCGACCCCAGUGUCAGUGUCCUGGCGGAUGUGCACAACACCCUCGUGAACACUGCGAUCCUCAAGUACGGUGAUGCUCAGGCCAAGCGCACAUGGCUCCCCAAGCUCACUACCGGCACCGUUGGCUCCUUCUGUCUCUCGGAGCCUGCGUCCGGCUCCGACGCCUUCGCCCUGCAGACGAAGGCCGAGAAGACCGCCGAUGGUUAUAAGAUCAAUGGCUCCAAGAUGUGGAUUACCAACUCCAUGGAGGCGGGUAUUUUCAUCGUCUUUGCCAACAUUGACCCCAGCAAGGGCUACAAGGGCAUCACUGCUUUCAUUGUUGAGAAGGAUACACCUGGAUUCUCUAUUGCGAAGAAGGAAAAGAAGCUCGGUAUCCGUGCUAGCAGCACCUGUGUGCUCAACUUCGAUGACUGCGUCAUCCCCAAGAGCAACUUGCUCGGCGAGGAGGGCCAGGGCUACAAGUAUGCUAUCAGCGUGCUGAACGAGGGCCGUAUCGGUAUCGCCGCCCAGAUGACUGGCCUGGCUCUUGGCGCAUGGGAGAACGCCGCUCGAUACGUGUGGAACGACCGUCGCCAGUUUGGUGAGCUGAUCGGUAACUUCCAAGGUAUGCAGCACCAGAUCGCUCAGGCAUACACCGAGAUCGCAGCUGCACGCGCUCUUGUCUAUAAUGCCGCCCGUAAGAAGGAGGCUGGCCAGGACUUUGUUCAGGAUGCCGCCAUGGCCAAGCUUUAUGCCUCCCAGGUCGCUGGCCGUGUCUCCAGCUCCGCCGUUGAGUGGAUGGGUGGUAUGGGCUUCGUCCGUGAGGGCAUCGCCGAGAAGAUGUUCCGCGACAGCAAGAUCGGUGCUAUUUACGAGGGUACCAGCAACAUCCAGCUGCAGACCAUCGCCAAGCUUCUCCAGAAGCAGUACACGCAAUAG